UUGCGAGCUUUGGAGCUGAUUCUCUUUAUUGCGACUUGAGUCUUUUCAUCAAUUCAGCGUACAUUCUACCAUGAAUCUUUCCAAACUGGCAUCCAACAGGCCUGGAAGGCCAUUAUUUUCGUGCGGGCUCCUCGUUUAUGGGUGUCAGUUUCUUUUGAAAUAAACCCCGGGUGCAAGAAUGUCAUGAUUUUUUUACAGGCCCAGAGAAGCUCACUGAGGUUCACUAACCAAAAAGGCUGCUGCAUAUUUGAUUACAUGAGAUCACUGAAUAACAAAUAACAACAGAUGUCCGACAGCGGACGUCUAGCUUCCAUCACAAAAGCUCACUGGCGCUCAUUGUACGGCCAUGAACAAAAAGCAGAGCUCAGUUCAGAAAGGCAACAUACGUGUGUGAUAUUCUUUGCCAAAGUAUUUGCAGGGGAAACGUCCAGCUGAGAAGCCAUGGAUCCCGCUACAAGAAUGAUUUCUCUACUCGUAGUGCUGGCUUUGAGCCGUGCUAGCUUGGGAGUAAUGCGUGAAGUCGAACAAGAGAUGGACGAACUGUUGUAUCGGGAUUUGAUGCUGUUGGAGCGCUCUCUCAGCACGGACGGUUCAAAUGGAGCUGGCAGGAUGCAAAAGCUGAGCCUCGUUGGUAAAGCGGUACAACAGUCUUCCACUUUCGGCAGCAAAGGCAGGGCAAAGAACGCAAUUGAUGGGAAUCGUGCGGCAAUUUAUCAGCAAGGGUCUUGCUCGAGUACACGGUUCCAGAGGAAUCCGUUUUGGAGAUUGGACCUUGGAACAGAGCACUGCAUCGCCAAAGUCACAAUACUCAACCGCGAGGAUUGCUGCCCUGAACGUUUGAAAGGUGCUCUUGUACGAGCUGGCACACUAACUAGACUAAGCCAAAACCGGGCGUGUGGCUCCAGAGUCACCGAUACCGAGGCCAACGUGGCCGGUGGAACCAUCGUCAGGGAGUGCGAGAAACCGUUGUUGACACGCUAUAUUUCCAUUGGAAACCUGGCAAAGAGAGCGAUGUUAACGUUGUGCGAAGUAGAGGCGUAUGAGGUACCAAUGGAAGAAUGUACAGGUAUCGACAACUGUGAGAGCAGUCCCUGUCAGAACGGUGCCACCUGCGUGAAUGGUGUUAGCGAUUUUUCUUGUACGUGUGCUACAGGCUUUACAGGCUCUCUCUGCGAAAUAGACAUUGAUGAGUGUGAAAGUAAUUCCUGUCAAAAUGGUGCAACUUGUGUGGACGGUAUCAACGAGGUUUCUUGUGCAUGUGCUGCAGGCUUUACUGGCCCUCUCUGCGAAACAGAUAUUAACGAGUGUGAAAGUAACCCCUGUCAAAAUGGCGCAACUUGUGAGGACGGUAUCAACGAGGUGUCUUGUGCAUGUGCUGAAGGCUUUUAUGGCCCUCUCUGCGAAACAGAUAUUGAUGAGUGUGAAAGUAACCCCUGUAAAAAUGGUGCAACUUGUGAGGAUGGUAUCAACGAGGUUUCUUGUGCAUGUGCUGAAGGCUUUACUGGCCCUCUCUGCAAAACAGAUAUUGAUGAGUGUGAAAGUAACCCCUGUCAAAAUGGCGCAACUUGUGAGGACGGUAUCAACGAGGUUUCUUGUGCAUGUGCUGAAGGCUUUUAUGGCCCUCUCUGCGAAACAGAUAUUGAUGAGUGUGAAAGUAACCCCUGUCAAAAUGGCGCAACUUGUGUGGACGGCAUCAACGAGGUUUCUUGUGCAUGUGCUGAAGGCUUUUAUGGCCCUCUCUGCGAAACAGAUAUUGAUGAGUGUGAAAGUAACCCCUGUCAAAAUGGCGCAACUUGUGUGGACGGCAUCAACGAUGUUUCUUGUUCAUGUGCCAAAGGCUUUACUGGCCUUCUCUGCCAAACAGAUAUUGAUGAGUGUGAAAGUAAUCCCUGUAAAAAUGACGCAACUUGUGUGGACGGCAUCAACGAGGUUUCUUGUGCAUGUGCUGAAGGCUUUACUGGCCCUCUCUGCCAAACAGAUAUUGAUGAGUGUGAAAGUAAUCCCUGUCAAAAUGGCGCAUCUUGUGAGGACGGUAUCAACGAGGUGUCUUGUGCAUGUGCUGAAGGCUUUUAUGGCCCUCUCUGCGAAACAGAUAUUGAUGAGUGUGAAAGUAACCCCUGUCAAAAUGGCGCAACUUGUGACGACGGUAUCAACGAGGUGUCUUGUGCAUGUGCUGAAGGCUUUACAGGCCCUCUCUGCGAAACAGAUAUUGAUGAGUGUGAAAGUAACCCCUGUCAAAAUGGUGCAACUUGUGUGGACGGUAUCAACGAGGUUUCUUGUGCAUGUGCUGAAGGCUUUUAUGGCCCUCUCUGCCAAACAGAUAUUGAUGAGUGUGAAAGUAACCCCUGUAAAAAUGGUGCAACUUGUGUGGACGGUAUCAACGAGGUUUCUUGUGCAUGUGCUGAAGGCUUUACUGGCCCUCUCUGCAAAACAGAUAUUGAUGAGUGUGAAAGUAACCCCUGUCAAAAUGGCGCAACUUGUGAGGACGGUAUCAACGAGGUUUCUUGUGCAUGUGCUGAAGGCUUUACUGGCCCUCUCUGCCAAACAGAUAUUGAUGAGUGUGAAAGUAACCCCUGUCAAAAUGGCGCAACUUGUGUAGACGGUAUCAACGAGGUUUCUUGUGCAUGUGCUGAAGGCUUUUAUGGCCCUUUCUGCGAAACAGAUAUUGAUGAGUGUGAAAGUAACCCCUGUCAAAAUGGUGCAACUUGUGUAGACGAUAUCAACGAGGUUUCUUGUGCAUGUGCUGAAGGCUUUUAUGGCCCUUUCUGCGAAACAGAUAUUGAUGAGUGUGAAAGUAACCCCUGUCAAAAUGGCGCAACUUGUGAGGACGGUAUCAACGAGGUUUCUUGUGCAUGUGCUGAAGGCUUUACUGGCCCUCUCUGCCAAACAGAUAUUGAUGAGUGUGAAAGUAACCCCUGUCAAAAUGGUGCAACUUGUGUAGACGAUAUCAACGAGGUUUCUUGUGCAUGUGCUGAAGGCUUUUAUGGCCCUUUCUGCGAAACAGAUAUUGAUGAGUGUGAAAGUAACCCCUGUCAAAAUGGUGCAACUUGUGAGGACGGUAUCAACGAGGUUUCUUGUGCAUGUGCUGAAGGCUUUACUGGCACUCUCUGCGAAACAGAUGUUGACGAGUGUGAAAGCAGUCCCUGUCAAAAUGGCGCCACUUGCGUGGAUGGUAUCAACAAGGUUUCUUGUACAUGUGCUGCUGGCUUCACAGGCACUUUUUGUGAGACUGGUAUCAAUGAGUGCGACAGCAGCCCUUGUCGGAAUGGCGUCUGUGAGGACGAAGUGAACGGUUUCCGCUGCCAAUGUGACUCAGGAUAUGAGGGCGUCCUGUGCGAAACAAUUGUUGGCUCCAAGGAAUGUACCACUGAUCCAUGCAUGAACGGCGUCUGCGUAGAUUACGAAGGAGGCGGUUUCAAGUGCAUAUGCUCUCCAGGUUAUGAAGGCACUCUCUGCGAAAUUAAAAGCGCCACGACACCACAGGUGCAGGUUGAGCUCACAAGUGAAUACUGCAUUCGGAAAAUCGUCAUUUUGAAACGAGGGGAAUGCACAAGCGAUCGUUUGACCGGUGCUGUGGUGCGUGGCGGGACCAGCUCCAAUGGGCUUCAUAACCCCGUGUGCGGCUCUGCUCUGACCGUUGAACAAGCCCAACUAAGCAGGUCUGCUGUGGACGUCGUUUGCGACCCUCCUUUGACGGCCAGGUUUGUCAUCCUGGAUAUGCCUCUGUUGAGAGUCAGCCAGCAGCCGCUGUGUGAAGUGACAGUUGAGCAGGCGACAGUGGGACCCUGUAAGGAGCCAUGAGUACACGACAGCUCUUAUUUCAGUACACUUCAAAAUAAACACUGAACCAUUUUAAUUGGGCGUUGGAGGGGAUUUUUCCGGCAAAUUUCAGCAAACAGUUCAAUUUAUCAUAGGACCCACUUCAACAGAAGGUAUUGGAUUUAGUCUAUGAGCAAUCUUGUUUCCCUUGUGUUAAUUCAAAUUCGUUCCAGUGAUUAGGGCUUUGGGAUCCUGUAUAAAAAUCUUAUUUCCAAGGAAAAAAGGUGUAUGGCAAUUUGAAAGGUGGAUCGUGAGACCGCUGUUUGUCAACAUGAUUUUAUACAAAAACUGUAGCGGAUGGGUUAUUACAGAAAAGCAGGGUUCGUAGACAGGGAACAGGCAAUGACGCCAAAAAGGCCUGUAAACAAGGUUUGAUGUCUUUUUUGUUUUCCUUUACGUUUUUUAAGGUUUCUCCUGAAUUUUUCCCACGAUCUUUUGCUAACGUUAUACGUACAUGGUAAUGGUACGAAACACAAAAAGAACUGCAUCUGUUCACACAAAAAGAGCAAAACAAAACCUUACUGAUUUGACUCAGGAAAAUUGGCGUAGAUAGUAUACAAACACAGAAUAAGGAAUACAAAGGAAUCAUUCACAAUCAUCGAAAAAUAAUUAUGGAACAAUGGAAUCAUACAAAACGACUUGCAAUAGAAUAUCAAGGGCAUUAACCGCUCUAAUACCUCUAAACUGAACACUCAGAAUGCGAAAUAGAUUUACUGUAAAUAAUACAGAAAAAUCACACGCGGGAAAAGAUCUUACAUGCGUCGAUAAGUUUUAAUUUAACUGCACCUAUUGGAAAAAAGUAGCAGAAAUUACACUGAGGAAUGGUGAGAGUGUAGUUUUGAAUGCCCACCGAAGUGGAAUGAUGGAAACAAAACUGAACGGCAAAGCUAACAAAUUGUUUGCACAAAAACGGAUUUGAAUUUCAGAAGAGGGAAAAAGAAACCCCAACACAAACAAAACCGUAGCGUCUGUGCAAAAAUGGAUGCGUAUUGACGACAAUGGGCGGAUUUGUGUCAAAAUUGGCCGGGAAACCUAUAUUACUACAUAUGGCAAAUGGUUCCAAUCAUUAAUUGCAACGCAGACUUCCCUGUGCAUACCGUGUUAAACAAAUUAGUACUGGCUUGCAACACGGCAGCCAUGAAAACCCUGUGUAGAUUUCAAGGGUGUCAUACUAACACCGUGUUCAACUGCUAUUCAACCUAGGAUAUAGGCCUAAUUCCAGCCCAAUUGGUGUCGACUAUUACAUGAAUGACAGAUCUGGACUGUCUUAUUAUAUACGUGAAACUGCUGCAUCCACCCAAACCCAUGACAGCAUCUACUGUAUAACGGUAUGGCUGAUGUCAAUAGACAAUAGUGUAGUUACAGAAGUAGGGCAUCCUACUACCGUUUUUUCAGGAUUUUUUUAUUUGUCUUUCCUUUGUAAGGAAUGUUUGGAAAACAUAACACCCAGUGUUAAUCAAGGUCUAGGGCGGUAUGUUAAUACAGGUUAUCUUAUGUAGAUUUGUCGGGCAUUACAGGGACUACUAACUCAUGAAUACAGUGCUUUACAGAGAUGAAUGUACGGGUUGAUAUUUUUUUACCGGUAACUUGUUUCUGUUGGUUGAAGUGAUGCUAAUUGUCAUUGUCAAUCUUCUGCUGAUAUAAACAGUGAUCAGGAGGAUAAGACGAUCUAAUGAUGCAUACCACUGAAUAGGCCUAAUCACAGUCACGGACAAACCAUUUAGUUUACCUUUUAUGAAUACUUUUCCUACGAAUCUUCCGGUCUCACGCUGUGACGCAAUCCCAGUUGUUAUUCUUGGGACCGGGUGCGACCCCAAAAGGUUUUGAGAAUGAGAAACUGCAAGUCCACUUAAGAUUAGGAGGCCUGUGCAAUUGGCUGCAACUACUAUUUUUAGUAAUGUUUUCUGGAUUUGUCAGUUUGUUAUUUGUGUAAUGCAGGUCCAGAAUAAUCCCUGGAGAGUAGGCCAGAUGAGAGAUUCAGGAAACACCUGUUGAAUAGAUGAAUGUAUUCAAUAGUUGGAUUGAGAAAAAUGGUUUGGAUUAUCGUACAUAAUGACUAAUAACUUGGAAAAUUAUUAGUACUUCUAGUAUAGAUUAGAAAAACAUAUUUGCGGGUUAAACAAAUUUUGGCUUGAAAAGUUAUGAUUUGAAUUGGGACGUUAACCCUAACCCUCCUCAAUCCUUCACCUGUUGGAGGACUGAGAAGUGUUAGGGUUAAUACAUUUUGACAUUAUAGGAACUGUAUGUUCGGUGAUUUGUGGAUUUCGAAUAAUGAUGGGAAUGUGGAUGUUUAUAGUUAUUUGGAUUCGCAUAUGUACUACUUUUUCUACUGACAAAAUAAUUUAUGUUUUUAACUGAAAGUAGUGGGUGAAUUAAGAAUAAGGAUGUUGAUUUAAGUGUUUAGAUGCAUUCAGUUUACAAACGUAUCUGAAGCGAUAAACUUGUCACUGCACUUGCGGAUUCUCUCUUUGAGACUCAGUGAUUUUGGUUUCACUUGGAUGGGAAUUCAGUUCUAUUAAAUAUAGCAGCAUGA
Molecule: messenger RNA, 6352 nt
Organism: Acanthaster planci (crown-of-thorns starfish)
Lineage: Eukaryota; Metazoa; Echinodermata; Asteroidea; Valvatida; Acanthasteridae
Biological process (GO): Notch signaling pathway
Molecular function (GO): calcium ion binding; Notch binding
Source: RefSeq, a predicted model, not a curated record